Alnus glutinosa is the source of this 1949-nucleotide messenger RNA. Its product is annotated as pentatricopeptide repeat-containing protein At5g09450, mitochondrial. Gene Ontology annotation, cellular component: mitochondrion. Gene Ontology annotation, molecular function: protein binding. The transcript is spliced from 3 exons. NCBI's taxonomy places the organism in Eukaryota, Viridiplantae, Streptophyta, Magnoliopsida, Fagales, Betulaceae. Bases 80 to 1321 code for a protein of 413 amino acids. The record is from RefSeq and is a predicted model, not a curated record.
AAAAAAAGACAUUUUCUUUACGGCCUUUUAUAUAAGAGCCCAAAGAAAGAGAAACGGGGUGUAACCAAACAGCGUGGCAAUGGCCUCUCGCUUACUAUUCCUCACUCUCAUAAGAAAUGGCAGAAAUGGCGGUGGCUUCAUUAACGGCAAUUCUCAGUCACUCUCACUCUUCAAUAGGACCAGCUUUCUUUGUAGAUUUCUCUCUUCCGAAACUCAGACAAGGGAGUUUCUCGAAGAGUCUUUGAAUUCUCAGGAAAACGACGACCUCAGGAGCAGAAUCUUCAGGCUCAGACUCCCCAAGCGGAGCGCCACCAAUAUUCUUCACAGAUGGGUCGGCGAAGGCAAUCAGAUUACGGUCUCCGAGCUCCGUCAAAUCUCGAAGGAGCUCAGGAAGUCCCAGCGUUACAAGCACGCUCUCGAGAUAACAGAAUGGAUGGUUACCCAUGAAGAAUAUGAAUUAUCAGACUCUGACUAUGCCGUCCGCAUUGACUUGAUGACAAAAGUUUUCGGCAUUGAUGCUGCAGAACGCUACUUUGAAGGCCUACCUCUGUCUGCAAAAACAAGUGAAACAUGCACUGCUCUCCUCCACUCUUAUGCUGGGGCAAAAUUGAUUGAAAAGGCCGAGAAACUUUAUGAGGGGAUGAAGGACUCAAACCUGCCCUUAAAUGCCCUUACAUAUAAUGAGAUGAUGACUUUAUACAUGUCACUUGGGCAUGUUGAGAAGGUCCCAUUAGUUGUCGAAGAACUUAAACGACAGAAGGUUGCACCCGAUAUCUUCACUUAUAAUCUAUGGAUAAGUUCAUGUGCUGCAACAUUAGACAUCGAUGAAGUUAGAAGGAUUCUAGAGGAAAUGAGCAAUGAUUCAGUUUCUAAUGAAGAUUGGGCGAGAUACAUUAACCUCACCAAUAUAUAUGUUACCGCAGGUCAUCUUGUAAAUGCAGACUCUAACUCUCUAGUUGAAGCUGAGAAAGUUAUCACACAAAGAGAAUCGAUAACGUACGACUUACUUAUUAUUCUGUAUGCUGGUUUAGGAAACAAAGACAGAAUUGAUCAGAUAUGGAAAUGCUUGAGAAUGGCUAAACAAAAAAUGUCAAGCAGAAACUAUAUUUGCAUUCUUUCUUCAUAUCUGAUGCUUGGGCAUUUGAAAGAAGUAGAAGAAGUUAUUGAUCAGUGGAAGCAAUCAACGACAACAGAUUUUGAUGUUUCUGCUUGUAGUAGGCUUUUAGCUGCUUUUGCGGAUGUUGGGUUGACUGAGAAGGUCCAAAAUUUUCACAUGCUGCUGAUUCAGAAGAACUGCGACCCUGCAAGUCUAUCGAAAUAGUAGCUAGAGUUUGGUCUUAUCUGCAUACAAUAUUUGAGGGAUCGGUGUUUGGACUUCUUGGAGAGGAAAGGAAAUAAGUACACUUUGCGAUUCUUUGAGGCUUGCUGCAUCACUGAAUUGUCUCAUCCAAGUUUCAACAUUCUGGUAUUGCUGCUGUUUCACUUUUUGUGUCCAUACUCUGGAAAUGUAAAAUUCAGGGUUUCUUGAAUAUCAGACUUAUAUUUAUUUCCUUCCCAAUGUCUUUGAUCUAAGAUACUUUCCCAGCUGCUGAUUUAAUCAUCACUGCUAGUGUCAAAAAUGGGCGCAAAACUUGUGGUUUUGCAAUUUCGAGCCAGGUUCAACCCAAGGAAAGGGGGCGGGAUUUCUUCAAUGAAGACGUUGAUCGACUAAAUGUAGAAUGGUUAUUUUUUGACAGUUGAAACAAGGUUUUAAUACACUUGUUAUGCAUUACUUUAUUAUAUUAUUGUCCAGAAAUAUUCACAAUAAAUAUGGAACCAUUUUUUAGGUUAUUGUCUUGUAUUUCAGCCCUGUAAGAGAAGGCUUCAUACAUCAUUUCCAUUCUAAUAUCUACGUGUAUUAUGUACUUUUAUAAGGUCAAUUAGCCAAAUUCAAAUUAUGCUCUGGUUUA